This is a messenger RNA of Aspergillus eucalypticola CBS 122712, 1740 nucleotides long. RefSeq names its product Rab geranylgeranyltransferase subunit beta BET2. Gene Ontology annotation, cellular component: Rab-protein geranylgeranyltransferase complex. Gene Ontology annotation, biological process: protein geranylgeranylation. Bases 455 to 1459 code for a protein of 334 amino acids. The transcript has 4 exons. NCBI's taxonomy places the organism in Eukaryota, Fungi, Ascomycota, Eurotiomycetes, Eurotiales, Aspergillaceae. The record is from RefSeq and is a predicted model, not a curated record. Gene Ontology annotation, molecular function: Rab geranylgeranyltransferase activity.
GAUCCUGCCCUAAACGCCAGGCUGAAACAAUGGGCCCCGCUUUUUGGCCCAGCGGCUUUCCCGGUGGCGCUUGAUCACGUGAUGGUCAGCCCUCCCUCUCGUCACCAACCGCCCUCCACCACACACACACUUUUUCCCCGAAGCUUGCUUUUCCCCCCCCUCUCCCAGCUUCCCAAGUCGUCCACGACUAACCUCCCAAGACACCUCAUACUAACCUCACCUGCAGUGAGGGGGACACGUGCAGCGGUUGCCUCUCUUGACGACCCUGUGUUUGCCACCCCCAAAGCUUCGCGUCUGCUUCUCCGCCUUGAUCGCCCCUGUGUUGGCAGGCACAAGCUUCGUGGCCUUGGUCGGGACAGCGCAUAAGGCUACCUUUCUAGCGCGAGCAGGAAGCUCUUGACUAGUCCGAAGCUCAACCACUAAUCACACUGCUUUCAGCAAUCCGAUCACAAAAAUGUCCUUAGUUUCGGGUCCUGGUAGGGCUGCUGGGACUGAAUCCAACUUGAACCUUAGUGUCGAAAGACAUGUGGAUUACAUCAAGAACUUGGACAGCAGGAGGGAUGAGCUAGAAUAUUGGCUUACAGAACAUCUUCGCCUGAAUGGGGUGUAUUGGGGCUUGACAGCUCUACAUCUCCUUGGCCGUCCCGAUGUCCUUCCUCGUGAAGAUACCAUUGACUUCGUUCUCUCGUGUCAACGGGAGAAUGGAGGCUUCGGAGCAGCUCCGGGCCAUGAUGCACACAUGCUGUACACAGUGUCGGCAGUGCAAAUUCUCGUAACCCUAGACGCGGUGGAUGAGCUGGAGAAGCGCGGUCUAGGAGGAAAAGAGAAGGUUGGCUCGUUCAUCGCAGGGCUACAGGACAAAGACACUGGCGCUUUCAUGGGUGAUGAAUGGGGUGAGAGAGAUACACGCUUUCUGUAUGGCGCGUUCAAUGCACUCUCCCUUCUCGGGCUUCUUCACACAGUUGAUGUACCCAAGGCCAUUUCCUAUGUCCAGCAGUGUGAGAACUUAGACGGUGGCUAUGGCAUCCAACCUGGAGCUGAGUCACAUGCCGGUCAAAUCUUCACUUGCGUAGGAGCUCUGGCAAUCGCCGGACGACUGGACUUGGUAAACAAGGACCGUCUUGGGGGCUGGCUCAGCGAAAGACAGGUUGAAAAUGGUGGUCUGAACGGAAGGCCCGAGAAACUGCCCGAUGCAUGCUAUAGCUGGUGGGUUGGUGCGAGCUUGGCUAUGAUCGACAAACUCCACUGGAUCGAUGGUGGCAAGCUCUCUGCUUUCAUCUUGCGCUGUCAGGAUUCGGAGGCUGGGGGCAUCGGAGACAGACCAGGCAGCAUGGUUGAUGUGUUUCACACCCAUUUUGCCAUCGCUGGUUUGAGUCUGUUGAAGUUCAAUGGCAUCCAAGAAGUAGAUCCAGUCUAUUGUAUGCCGAAGGCAAUUACACAGAAAUAUCUGCAACGGUAAUCUUUGGCUGUAUGAUGACAUCACCUCUUGAGUACUUUUUCUUGACGUAGGCCUCACCUCCUGCAAUCUAAUAACCCGUUCUUCUUUUUCUCCAUGGAUUAUGGGAUACAAGGCAGGAGAAGAGUGAUUGGCACUGUGACUUAUUUCCGCUUCAUACCCCCUCACAAUAGCCUUACGGAAAGGCUGUUAAGACACAGUGGCACAUGAACCGUAAUUAUAGUCAAGAUAUACAGUAGCUAAUUAAUCAACCUGGAAGAUGAAUGAAAUUUGUUGUAUCCUUG